This is a messenger RNA of Salvia splendens (bonfire salvia), 588 nucleotides long. RefSeq names its product secreted RxLR effector protein 161-like. The record is from RefSeq and is a predicted model, not a curated record. The transcript has 2 exons. The coding region runs from base 1 to 588 and encodes 195 amino acids. Lineage: Eukaryota; Viridiplantae; Streptophyta; Magnoliopsida; Lamiales; Lamiaceae.
AUGGACUUGCUCAGAGAUGCUGGGUUGUUGGGAUGCAAACCAUCUUCAGUUCCCUUGGAUCCAGUGAAUCAGUUGAAGCAAGACACUGGAAAUCCCAUGAAAGAUCCAUCCAAAUUUAGAAGGAAGAUUGGGAGGUUGCUUUAUUUGUGCAUCACACGAUCUGACAUAACAUUUGCAGUACAUAAACUCAGCCAAUAUGUUUCAAAGCCUUGUGAUGAGCAUUGGGAAGCAAGUGAGAAGAUACUCAGAUAUCUAAAAGGAACUCCUGGCCAUGAUGCAGAUUGGGCAGCAUGCUUAGAUACAAGAAGGUCUUUGACAUGUUAUUGUUUGUUCCUUGGCACUUCAUUGGUGUCUUGGAAGGCAAAGAAACAGCACACCAUAUCUAGAUCGUCAGCUGAGGUAGAAUACAGGGCCAUGGCACAAGCGACAUGUGAAGUGGUCUGGGCUAAAGCUUUAUUGGGAGACUUUGGCAUUACAGUGGAGAAGGUUGUACCCUUGUUCUGUGAUAAUCAAGCAGCGGUUCCAUUAGCUCUAACCCCGUGUUUCAUGAGCGUACGAAGCAUAUUGAAAUUGACUGUCACCCUGUGA